AUGGUGAUCCGAAUAUCUGUGAUUUAUAUUUUUAUCAAUGCAUCGUAUAAUCUAACUUAUGAUUGUGAUAAUCUCGUCGAUACUUGUAAACUUGAAUUGGGUUCAAAUUCAUGUAACGAACAAUAUGAAACUUGUAUAAAUAAUCAAACGACAAGUUGCGAUACUCAAACAAGUGAUUUUAAUGAUUGGAUUCCUACUUUUUCUAAAUGGAUCGGCGAUUUAUUUAAUUCCAUUUGUAAUGCGAGUGAUGUUUUAUGUGUUGCUUGGCGUACUGUAUGCGAAAGUUCGGGAGAUGCAUGUGAUUUAUUGGGAGAUGCUUGUCAAGAAGGUAUUUCUGAUGAUCUUUUAGAAUGUUUAUGGGAAAAUAAUGAGGGUUAUCCUAUUAAAAGGCAACUUGAAGAUGGAAUCAGAUUUUUGGAUCUAGAUGCAUGUCAAGUAGGAAAUGAAAGUGUAGUAUUCUGUCAUGGAGAGGGUUUAACACGUGCGCUAGGAACAGAUUUAGAUUCAAUAUUUUCAGAUAUAAAAAAAUUUAUGGAAGAUAAUCCUAAUGAAAUUCUUAAUAUAGCAUUUGGUGAUACACGUAAAGAUUGGGUAUAUAGUAUUGAUUCCUAUUUUGUAGUAAGUUAUACUUAUACAGCAGGUGAUUUAACUGCUGAACAAUUAAAUGCUAGUUUUACUGAAUGGAGUAAUAAUGCUUCGAUUGUAAUUGCUGAUGAUCUAAUAAAUUAUGGAUAUAUUCGAUGGCAAACAAUUGAUAUUACAGUUGGACUGAAUUCAACAGCACUAGAAGAUGCCAUAAUAAAUAAUGAUAAUCCUGGUAAAUUAUGUUUAAAAGAUUUAGCAAAUAAGAUUAAUUAUGAUUUAUUAGAUUAUAUUUAUGAUAUUUUUAAAGACAAAUUUCCUUAUAUUAUCAGAGUAACCUUAGAUUAUUAUAAUCAAAGUAAUUUAUUUGAUGUAGUUAAUAAAUUAAAUCAAUUAAAUGUACAAAAAAAUAUAACAAUUUAA
Molecule: messenger RNA, 1005 nt
Organism: Diversispora eburnea
Lineage: Eukaryota; Fungi; Glomeromycota; Glomeromycetes; Diversisporales; Diversisporaceae
Source: the annotation of a GenBank genome assembly